Molecule: messenger RNA, 3444 nt
Organism: Diospyros lotus (date-plum)
Lineage: Eukaryota; Viridiplantae; Streptophyta; Magnoliopsida; Ericales; Ebenaceae
Product: C-terminal binding protein AN
Exons: 9
Coding region: 514-3372 (952 amino acids)
Biological process (GO): microtubule cytoskeleton organization
Molecular function (GO): NAD binding
Source: RefSeq, a predicted model, not a curated record
UCCCUCCCAAAUCUGUUGGCGCUCUGAGCUUCCUUCCAUUCCAUGAAUGCGAUGCGUGGUGAUCGCGGCCCGCUCCUAUCUGCCCCAAAGUUCUCGCCUUCCUUCUCUUUUGACUCCGUCUUCUCUUCCAUUCACAUCACUUCGAUUCGUCCUUCCCUCCCUCAAUUCCCAACACAGCUCCCAUCUUCACAUCUCCAUCCAAAACCCUAAUUUUCUCUCCCUGUUCUCAUUAUUUCACUUGGUUUUCCUCCCGAAUUCUGUAUUUAUGCCUUGUGGCUGUGUUUCUCAGCUCGUUCCCUUCGCCAAGGUAUAGAUUUACAGAUUUCGCUGCUUUUUGUCGCGUUCGGUACCCAAUUCCCCGGAUUCUGUGUUCUCAAUUGUUCGAAAUCUGUUGCUUUUGGUCGCGCCGUGCUUUUCGACUGAUAUAUUAUGCGGUUAAUUUACGUCCGAGUUUGAAAUUCUGCGACUUUUGCUGGUUUUGAUCGCAAUUGGCUGUCGAAUUUUGUGGAUUUGAUGGAUAAUCAGGAAGAAGAGUCCUCGAUGCCGGUGUUUAAGAAGCCGAACUCGAACAUGUAUCGGCUCAUGAACGGGCCUUCGUUGCAAGCCUCGAGCUGGUUCGAGAUUCGGCUGUUCUACGUCCGCAUCGCACCGUGCGCCGUCGAGAGUGUUCCGACCCAGCUGACGCUUCGCCAUCUGCGCCGAGAAAUUGGGGUUUCGCUGGAAAUCAAUGGCACCCGCGUUCCGGCCUCAGAAGCAACGUCCGUGACGCUCCGUCGUGAUCGUCUCGAUAAGGAGUCGUCAGAGGUGACUUAUGUGAGUACUGAUAGUGUCAAGAUCACAGGGGCCGUGGAAUUUGAGGUGUACGAGAAGGAAGAGUUGAUAUUGUGUGGUUCUCUGGAGAGAAUGGAGGCUGCUUGGAGUACUGGGUUUGUCGGCUUGGAAAACGAUUCCAAGACUGGCUGGAGUAUGGACUGUUACACCGCUGCAUCAAUAGUGAGUGGGGCUUCAUCAUUUUUCCAGCCAAAAUUCGGUUUUUCAGCUCCGUCCUUUGAGGUUUAUAUCGCGGGGUGUUGUUCAGGCUUUCCCCUGAUUUUAACGAAGACAAUUCAAAUUAGUCCUAGGCGGAAACCUCAUAGGCAUGGCAUGCUUGAUGCUAUCCCAGAGGAUGAAGAGAUUGGGAAGGAGCAGAGGAACCAUAACGGUUUGGUGCUGCAGCAGAAAGUGCAGAUCUCAGAGGCAGAAGUUGAUGACUCUGAGUUGGAUGAAAAGAUUGGAAGCAGCUAUUAUUCAGAGGACACCUAUGCGGUCGAGGAUGGCCAACUCUCAUGGUUCAAUGCGGGCGUAAGAGUUGGUGUUGGGAUUGGGCUAGGAAUGUGCAUUGGUGCGGGCAUUGGUGUUGGACUGCUUAUGCACUCAUAUCAAGCAACCACCAGGAGCUUCAGGAGGAAAUUAGUCGCCAGAUCUGCUGCGACAAUGGCUCACCGUAGCGAGGUUGCACCUCCGCCUCUCCCCUUGGUGGUGACCCUCAAUUGCAUCGAGGACACCGCCCUCGAGCAAGACUGCCUCGCCGGCGUCGCUGGCGUAGAGCACAUCCCCCUCAGCCGCAUCGCCGAGGCCAAGAUCGAGUCCGCCGCCGCGGUGCUCCUCCAUUCGCUCGCCUUCCUCCCCCGUGCAGCCCAACGCCGCCUCCGCCCCUGGCAGCUUGUGCUCUGCCUCGGAUCCUCCGACCGAGCCGUCGACUCCGCCCUCGCCGCCGAGCUCGGCCUCCACCGCCUCAUCCACGUCGACGUCUCUCGCGCCGAUGAAGUCGCUGACACCGUCAUGGCCCUCUUCCUCGGCCUACUCCGCCGCACUCACCUCCUCUCUCGCCACGCGCUCUCCGCCUCCGGCUGGCUCGGCUCCGUCCAGCCGCUGUGCCGUGGAAUGCGCCGGUGCCGCGGCCUCGUCUUGGGGAUCAUAGGUAGAUCUGCUUCCGCUAGGUCUUUGGCCACUCGAAGCUUGGCCUUCAAGAUGAGUGUGCUAUACUUUGACGCUCAUGAGGGAAAUGGAAAGUUGAGUAGAUCAUCGAUAACAUUCCCUCCUGCUGCCCGGAGAAUGGAUACCCUUAAUGAUUUACUUGCUGCAAGUGACCUCAUUUCUCUCCACUGUGCUCUGACAAAUGAAACCGUUCAAAUUAUUAAUGCUGAUUGUUUGCAACAUAUUAAGCCUGGGGCAUUUCUGGUGAAUACAGGUAGCAGCCAGCUGCUGGAUGAUUGUGCUGUAAAGCAGCUUUUGAUUGAUGGCAUGCUUGCAGGCUGUGCUCUGGAUGGUGCCGAAGGACCACAAUGGAUGGAAGCAUGGGUUAGGGAGAUGCCCAAUGUAUUGAUACUUCCCCACAGUGCAGAUUAUAGUGAAGAAGUAUGGAUGGAGAUAAGGGAGAAAGCUAUCUCCAUAUUGCAGGCAUUUUUCUUGGAUGGCAUUGUUCCAGAAAACACUAUCUCAGAUGAGGAGGUUGAGGAAAGCGAGAUAAGCAAUGAAAAUGAACAAAGCCAGAAACAAGUAACUGAAAGUGCCCUGCAAGGUUCUGUUUGUGAGCCAUUGACAGAUGAUAUUCAUUUAACUCAAGAAAGCUCCAGGAGAAGAAACAGCAAUGAAUCAAAUGAGUCUCUAGGACAACAUCAGGGUUCAGCUCUACCUCAAAAUACCUCCAAUCGAUCAGAAGGAAAGCGCAGCAGAUCAGGUAAGAAGGCUAAAAGAAGGCAUGCCCGCCAAAAAUCUCUGCAGAAAUCAGAUGAUACUUCUACAUUAGAGAAGGAGAGUACCUCACAUCGAGAUGAUGAUACUGCAAUGAGUGGUACAGAUCAACUUUCCAGUUCACGGUUUGCUUCCCCUGAAGACUCAAGAAAUAGGAAGACACCAAUUGAAUCAGUACAAGAGUUGCCUUCUGAGCAAAUUCUAAAAUCCAGCAUGAGUCUAAGCAGAAAAUCUGGUGAACUGCUGAAGGAUGGCUAUGUUAUAGCUCUACAUGCAAGAGAUCUGUUUGCCCUUUAUGUUUCCAGGCAAAGAGUCAAAGGGGGUGGUUGGUUUCUGGACACAAUGUCAAAUGUAUCAGAAAGAGACCCAGCAGCACAGUUCCUUGUUGUUUUUAGAAGCAAGGGCACAAUUGGUUUGCGAUCUUUUACUGCCGGAGGAAAGUUGUUGCAGAUAAAUAGGAGAAUGGAAUUUGUAUUUGCUAGCCACAGCUUUGACGUGUGGGAAAGUUGGACAUUUGAAGGGUCUUUAGAAGAAUGCAGACUGGUCAAUUGUAGAAACCCCUUGGCUAUUCUGGAUGUGCGUAUUGAAAUUCUUGCUGCGGUGGGAGAAGAAGAUGGAGUUACUCGCUGGCUUCAUUAAAUUGGGAGCAUGCUAAGGUUAAAGCAGCCAAGCCAAAUAUACGUCUGCUUGUUCCUUCUCUCUCUCUCUCUC